AUGGCAAACGAGUUUGCUAAGAUAAUAGCGGAUCAGAACGCUUUUAUGAAAAGCCUUUUGGAUGACCAAAAAGGAUUUUUACAAACAAUACUACGGGGAGUCACUUCAAGUACUAAUGAAGCAGAUGACUCAACAUUUUUCGGCGUAUGCAGUCACCACAGAGCUCAAAAAGAAAGCGUUUUUUUAACAUGGGUUGAUGGUGAGACUUUUGAGUUAUUGAAAAAAUUAUUCGGGAAAAACGAUUUGGAGGGCAUUCCAUUUGCUGAGUUGGUGCAAAAGCUGUCGGAACAUUUCCAAGAACAAAUUCAUGUGGUAGCAGCGCGGUAUAAUUUUAAUAAGUGCUUGAUGAAGCCAACGCAAACAUACAGGGAAUGGAUAGCUGAAUUAAGAGGAAUAGCUAGAGAAUGCCAAUUUCAAUGUAUAGGUGAAAAUUGUACCAAAUCAUAUGUUGAUGAAAUGAUUAGGGACAUGUUAAUUCUGCAUACACCUCAUGACACCGUAAGAGCAGCGGCACUUCAGAAAUUAAAACCUACAUUGGAAGAUGUUUUAUUAAUUGCAGAGUCUUUUACUUCGACGACAAAUGCUACAAAUUCUAUUAAACAACAACAACUCCAAGAGAGUUUGCCGUUAGUUAAUGAAAUCACGUCACAUGCAAAAAAUAGAGCACAAAAAGAGAAAAGUUCAUCGGUUUCGGUCAUAACGCAAAAGACAUUUAAUCAGUUAGGCAGGCCAAAACUUCGAAGUUGCACACGUCCAAUUUAUGGUUAUGGUAAAAAGGUGAUAGAAACCUUAGGCGAAUGUGAAAUAAAAAUAAAAUGUGGAAAACUAGAAAAAGAAGCAGUGCUGGUUGUUGCUAAAGUCGAAAGGCCGAUUUCUAAUUUUAAAGCGAGCAUCAAGUCUACGGCUGUACAAAAAUAUUUUAAAUGUCGUCAGGUGCCAUUCGCCCUACUUGAAAAAUUUAACGUGGAAGCUGAUCGACUAGUGCAAAACAGUAUUUGGAAACCUGUUAAGUUUAGCAAUUGGGCUUCUCCAAUCGUACUCGCACCAAAGCAGGACGGCAGUAUUCGUAUUUGCGGGGACUUUAAAGUAACUAUUAAUAGUCAAAUCGAAAUUGAAGGGUUUCCAUUACCAACACGGGCGCAGUUAUUUCAUAAAAUUCGCUAUGUCCGUAUUUUCUCUAAAAUUGACUUAAAGGAUGCAUACUUACAGUUGGAGUUAGACGAAGACUCAAAAAAGCUGGUUGUCGUGAACACACCAAAUGGACUUUUCGAGUAUCAAAGAUUGCCCUAUGGUAUAGCCAGUGCGCCGGCAAUAUUUCAAAGAUAUCUUGAACUAUUUCUGCAAGAAGUAUGGCAUCAAGUGCAAACGGAACAAAUGCAGUUUUUUCAAAACCACAUUGAUUACUUAGGAAGGCGUAUAAGCGCAGAAGGCAUUUUGCCAGAACCAUCAGGAUUAACAGCCAUUCAAAACUUAAAACGGCCUGAAUAUCUGAAAGAAGUGGAAGCGCUAAUGGGUAAGAUAAACCAUUAUUACAAUUACAUUCCAAUCAUGUCGCAAAUCGCUGCUCCGAUAAAUCAGCUUCGCAAGAAAAAUAUUCGUUUUAAUUGGACACACAUACAUGAAGAGGCGUUCAAGUCCUUAAAGAAGCAUAUAGUGAAUGCUACACAAUUAGUUCACUUUCAGGAGCACUUACCAAUAAUCCUCGCUACAGACGCUUCAUCAUCAGGUAUUGGUGCAGUAAUUUCGCAUAUCUUCGCAGAUGGCAGCGAACGCCCAAUAGCAUUCGCAUCAAAGACACUCAACGUUCAUCAAGUAAAGUACAGUCAAAUAGAAAAGGAGGGGCUUGCGAUUGUAUUUGGCAUUCAAAAAUUUCAUCAAUACUUGUAUGGCCGUAAGUUCACUCUAUUCACUGACCACAAACCAUUGGUGAGUAUCUUUAAUCCAGGAAAACACUUGCCAACAACGACUUCAAAUAGACUACAACGGUGGGCAAUAAUUCUAAUGGCCUAUCAGUUCGACAUAAAAUACAAACCUACAGCACAACACGGGAAUGCUGACGCCCUUUCAAGACUACCAGAAGGCCCAGAUAACAACUUUGAUCAAGAGGACAAUUGUUUUGCAGUCGAAGAGCUGGAUACCCCAAUUGAUGCAGAGGUUAUCCGAUUUCAUACAAAGAGGGAUGAAACUCUCAUGAAAGUUCACCGGUUCAUACAACAAGGGUGGCCUAUAUCCGUAGGACCACAACAGGCAGAUAUAUUACCAUAUUUCCAACGUAAUACUGCUUUAGUUAUUAUUGAUAACAUUAUUUGCUUACAGGGCUAUUCAAAUCGGGCUAUAAUUCCAAAAAAACUACGCCAACGCGUCCUUAAACUGUUGCAUGAAAGCCACUGGGGCAUAGUUCGAAUGAAACAAUUAGCUCGAAGAUACUGCUGGUGGCCGGGCAUCGACAAAAACAUCGAGACACUCGCAUCGUCAUGCAACAUAUGUAAAAGAACGUCAGCCAGUCCACCAAAGGAAUUUAGCUCGUGGCCCGAAGCUAUACGUCCGUGGCAACGUGUCCACAUUGACUUCGCCGGACCGGUAUUCAAUCAGCAUAUGUGGCUCGUAUGUGUCGACGCAUUUUCACAGUAUCCGUACAUUGUCCAAUUGUCAAAUACAACCUCUACUGAUACAGUAAAGGCAUUAACAUCAAUUUUUGCCAUAGAGGGUUUGCCGGAAACGUUAGUAAGUGACAACGGUCCACAACUUACAUCCUCACAGUUUAAGGAAUUUUGCUUGAAAAAUGGCAUUCAGCAUGUCACGACAGCGCCAUUUCACCCGGCUUCAAACGGCUUAGCAGAGCGUUUCGUGCGUACUUUCAAGACAUCUGUGAAGAAAAACCUUGAUGACAGUAUGCCAAUUAGUGAAGCAGUUAUCAAAUUUUUAGUGACCUACCGCUCUAUGCCAAAUUCUAACAAUAAGUCUCCUGCAGAGUUGCUACACGGCAGAACGGUUCGAACGCUUCUUACGCAGAUUUUACCGGUUACAAAAUCAUCAAAAAAGCAACCAGUGACGACAAAAUUCGGCAAGGAUUGUAAAGUUUUUUUACGCAACUACAGCAGCGGUCCUAAAUGGGUCGAAGGAAUAAUUGAGAAAUCUUUGGGAAAAAGGGUCUACUUAGUUAAGACACAGACUGGUCAAUGUAAGCGUCAUCAAAAUCAACUUCAAGCGCGCCAGUCAACACCGCCGCAACCAACUGCCUAUGAACCAUCAAAACAACAUCAGCAGUCAACCAUCGAUGAACCAUUAGAACAACAGCAGCAGUCAACCAUCAAGGAACCGUCACAACAAGAAACAACUCAAAAUUUUCAAGAAACAAAUGCAGGUCAACAAAUUCUAGAAACACCCACCUCUGUGCGCAGAAGUGAACGCACACGAAAACGAGUAUGCCGAUUUCAAUCAGAAGAUUUCAGAACUUAA
Messenger RNA from Teleopsis dalmanni, 3459 nucleotides. RefSeq lists its product as uncharacterized. The record is from RefSeq and is a predicted model, not a curated record. NCBI's taxonomy places the organism in Eukaryota, Metazoa, Arthropoda, Insecta, Diptera, Diopsidae. The transcript has 5 exons. Gene Ontology annotation, molecular function: nucleic acid binding. The coding region runs from base 1 to 3459 and encodes 1152 amino acids. Gene Ontology annotation, biological process: DNA integration.